This is a messenger RNA of Lutra lutra (Eurasian river otter), 3110 nucleotides long. It is a transcript of the gene BMT2, whose product is annotated as base methyltransferase of 25S rRNA 2 homolog. The record is from RefSeq and is a predicted model, not a curated record. The transcript is spliced from 5 exons. Gene Ontology annotation, biological process: negative regulation of TORC1 signaling. NCBI's taxonomy places the organism in Eukaryota, Metazoa, Chordata, Mammalia, Carnivora, Mustelidae. Bases 120 to 1337 code for a protein of 405 amino acids.
GGCCACCUCCAAGGCCGACGCUUGGGCUCCUCUGCCUCCCCCGGCUGCUGCCUCCGCUGCUGCCACCUCCUCCGUCAGGCAGGCGUCUGCGGGGCCCGAGGGGCGGCGGCGGCAGUGAUAUGGAGCCGGAGGCCGGCGGCCGAAGCAGUGCUCGCAGGCAUGGGGCUGGGCCCCCGAGCACUCCGCCGCCUCGGGAGCAGGAGCGGAAGCUGGAGCAAGAGAAGCUGUCCGGGGUGGUGAAGAGCGUCCACCGGCGGCUCCGCAAGAAGUACCGGGAAGUGGGAGAUUUUGAUAAGAUCUGGCGAGAACAUUGUGAGGAUGAGGAAACCCUUUGUGAAUAUGCUGUUGCAAUGAAAAAUUUGGCAGAUAACCAUUGGGCAAAAACUUGUGAGGGCGAAGGUCGUAUUGAAUGGUGUUGUAGUGUAUGCAGAGAAUAUUUCCAAAAUGGUGGGAAGAGAAAAGCACUUGAAAAAGAUGAAAAAAGAGCUGUACUCGCCACUAAGACCACUCCAGCCUUAAAUACACACGAGUCUUCUAAACUUGAAGGUCAUUUAACCAACCUCAGCUUUACAAACCCUGAAUUUAUAACUGAGUUGCUACAGACCUCAGGAAAGAUCAGAUUACUUGAUGUUGGCAGCUGCUUUAACCCAUUUCUGAAGUUUGAAGAAUUUCUAACUGUUGGCAUAGACAUUGUACCUGCUGUAGAGAGUGUAUAUAAAUGUGACUUCCUGAACUUGCAGCUUCAGCAGCCACUCCAGCUUGCACAGGAUGCUAUAGAUGCCUUUUUGAAGCAGCUGAAAAACCCUAUUGAUUCUCUUCCUGGAGAACUUUUCCAUGUGGUGGUUUUCUCUCUCCUCCUUUCUUAUUUUCCAUCGCCUUACCAACGAUGGAUUUGCUGCAAGAAAGCCCAUGAACUGUUAGUGUUAAAUGGUUUAUUGCUUAUCAUCACACCUGAUUCCUCCCAUCAGAACCGUCAUGCUAUGAUGAUGAAAAGCUGGAAGAUUGCUAUAGAAUCCCUGGGCUUUAAACGUUUCAAGUAUUCAAAAUUUUCACAUAUGCAUUUGAUGGCAUUUAGAAAAAUCUCCCUAAAAACCACAAGUGACUUGGUUAGUAGGAACUACCCAGGGAUGUUAUAUAUUCCUCAAGAUUUCAACAGUAUAGAAGAAGAGGAAUAUUCUAACCCUUCCUGCUACGUUCGAUCAGAUAUGGAAGAUGAACAACUAGCAUAUGGUUUCACAGAGCUCCCUGAUGCUCCAUACGACUCAGAUUCUGGAGAAAGUCAAACCAGCUCUAUUCCUUUCUAUGAGCUAGAAGAUCCCAUAUUACUUUUAAGUUAAUAGCAAAGCAAAAGGCCCUUUCAGUCCAGACUUCUAAACUAAUUCCUUACACUAAUCAGAAAUACUAACAUGAACUCAGUACUUAAAACCUGGUUUGCAUAGAAGAAAUGCAAAGGUUUACAGAGUUUGCUAUUUUUUUCUACUUCUGGAUUUUAAAAUUUAUUCUUAUAUAGAAAGCUUAAAGUUUCAUGCAGAGUGACUCCUGUCAUAGCAGAAACCACUGUUACUUUAGCAUUUAGCACUAAGAUACUAUAGAAAGGUACCUUUUUUCUUUAGUGCUAUUGUGAAAAUGAAGCAUAACUUGCUAUGUAUUUUUCUUUUUUAAUCUUUUCAGUGUUGACUUUAAACCAUUGCAAUGAGAAAGAUAUGUAGAAAGCUGUAGCUUGCACUUUGAUUACUCACAAGUUAAAUGUGACAGAGAUAGAUUGGUUUAGUUGUUUUGUGAUGCACUUAUUCUCUUUUCUAGCUAAAUUGUUAUCUGUUACAGAAAGCCAUUUUCUGUUCAGUUUUGUCUGGUGAUCCAGCGUUUCCUCAACUUUCUGGAAUUGAUUUUUUUUUUCUUUUUUGCUCAUUUGGCAGCAUCAGACAUUUGGGGAAAAAUUUCCCCCAAGUAUGUAUUCUAAUUUCAUUAGUACAGUACAAUAAACACCAUUGCCAAAGUAGAAUGUUCAUAUCUUUCAUAUUGAUUUAGGCCUUGGUGUUAAGUAUAUUUAACUGUGAGAGUUCACUCUUACCUUUUUUAAUUUUAGGUUUCAUUUACAAAAUUUUCUAUUUAAGCAAGGAACAAUACUCGAUCCUGACCUGAAACACCUUUGUGAAAGGGUUUGCACUUGUAAGAGUUUAUGUUCUGUCUAGACCAACCUUAUUAGGGUUCUCACCUUUCCAUUAAGGAGGUGUGCUGCACUACAAGUCUGGAAUUAUAUAGAAAAAUUUUAAAUUAACCCUCUGCUAGCAAUCUCAUAAAAUGGUUUUGACCUUUCGGUAUUCUAGUUUCUAUCAAAAUUCUAGCAGAAAAUUUUCUUUGAAUAUAUAAACCAUUAGUUGGCUGUGGGAAUUUUCCCUUUCCACAUUGAUAAAUGACUUUCUGUGUUUCUGAAUCAGAAGCAAAUGAUUAAGGAGAAAAAUAUGUCCAAACAAGACAAGAUUAGUUUAAAUAGCUAAGAACAUUUGGUCCACAUUGUCUUGUCAGCCAGCAAUUGUCAUGUAAACUGUCGUUUUUAAGAGUGCCACUGUGUGGAUUUUUUUUUCAAGUGGUUAUUACAUUAAAAUUACCUCAUACUGAGGUUUUUGCACUGAAGUAUCACAGUUUCAGAAUCCAUGGUUAAUGUUAUGUGUGCGCGCGCGCGUGUGUAUGUAUGUUCUUCAAGGAAACUUGCAUUUUCAAUAGUUGAUCCUUAAAUUUCAUAAACUGCACUUCUUUACUCUGGUAAAAUUGAUGUUUUUGUGCUUAUUGUGAGUUGCUGUAGUUAACUUUGAAUGUCAGACUUUAUUUAGAAAUAUAAAAUUACCCUUUAAGAUACCAGUGUUUGGGUAUAUAUACCCGAUAUUUCAAAUUAAAUUUCAUGUUCUAAAUUAAUGAAAGUAACAGGAUUGUAAUUAACCUAAAAAGUCAGUUGAAUGAAUGCAAUAAACAAUGGUUGCUCAAAUAUGCCAAAAGUAACUAGAAAUGUUUCAUUUAUUUUCAAUAGCCUCAGAGCCCUUAAUAAUUAAGAUUUGAGUUUUCUUUCCAAUUAAGCAUUGUAGGUCCCAUCUUUAUCUCCCCCAAAAGAAUGG